Messenger RNA from Cryptotermes secundus, 2472 nucleotides. RefSeq lists its product as uncharacterized. Lineage: Eukaryota; Metazoa; Arthropoda; Insecta; Blattodea; Kalotermitidae. The record is from RefSeq and is a predicted model, not a curated record. Gene Ontology annotation, biological process: innate immune response; central nervous system formation; regulation of Toll signaling pathway. The transcript has 10 exons. Gene Ontology annotation, molecular function: Toll binding; growth factor activity. Gene Ontology annotation, cellular component: extracellular region. Bases 6 to 1958 code for a protein of 650 amino acids.
GUAGGAUGAUGCGCGCGCACCACCUCUCGAUGAAGCCGUGGAUGGGAUCGGCUUUAUUACCAGCAGACCUGCAUGCGUUCCAGGGGGCACUGCAAGAUCGGAGGAAAGUAGGAGGCAAACUCUGGGCUCGGCAUUUAACAAGGGGCGGGUGCAAAUCAAUUUAUUCAGAAAGGCUGUAUCAGCUUAGCAUUUUGCACAAUUCUCCGAUUUCAAGUCGAGUGGUUGUCACAUCAGAGCCACGGCCACACAAAUACGAAAACAUUGCACUGCCACGUACCUAUGGAAUUUCUUCUGAGACGUCACCGCAGAACUACUAUGACAGAACAAGCUACCGAUCGGUGAGGAAUGGAGAAACUCAGCUGAUGCAACAUGUAAUUCCAUCAUCCCAUAACUCCAACAGCAACGGGGAUCAUGUACAAGGAACUGAAAUAGUUACUGCUUCUUCACAAGCGAGUGGCAUCAUCCCGUCAGCCAGGAGUUACAGUUCAGGAGUGUUAGACCAGACAUUAGAACUCCAAAUUGAACGGUCCCGUUCACAUCACUCAGCACAGUCUAAUCCAGGAGAUGCACAUUGGAAAAAUAAAGAAGAACAGACAGAUACUAACAAGACUGGUAUGGAAUACUCACACCAGACAGUUGCUGAAGACAAAAUAAAAUCACAUCAGAUUUUUAACACAAGCGUUGCAACUAACCCUGAUAGGCAAUAUUCACAAAGGGAGAAUGUUUAUGACCACACCCAACAGAAUAUAAGUAAGGUUAGUAUUUACAGUGGAAAGUUUGACAGCAAUCAGUCUGGAGUUAUAGAUUAUCUUUCAGAAGAGAAAGUUUCUAAGAAUGCAACAUUAAGCACUACACAGUUUUCAAAUACACUAAAAAAUGAAACUCAUCAAAUAGAGAUGCUUGGAAAACAUCAUGGAAAUGAACAGUUGACACUUCACAGACAGCCAGGUGGCAGAGAUGCUGCUGUUCUGGAGCAAAGUGUUGAAAACACAACGCAGAAACACACGAUUCUGACAACAACUCAGUCAUCAUACAGCAAUAAAUAUGAUGGAUAUGGGGUAACAAGCACAAUAGGUUACUUAAUGGAUGUUUUGGAAGAAAAACACAGUGGACCAUACAACACAAGUUCAUUAGCACAAGGUCAAGAUACUGAGCAGAUGGCCAUUCCAACCAGCCAACAGUUCAGCCCCUCAGAAAGUGUUUUCAGUACACCAGUAUCAGCAAAGAGUGAUGCUCCAAUGUCAUACAGUCAGCCGAAUUCAGGAGAUGAACACGAGCCAAGGAUGCAUUCAUCACUGGUGUUUAAAUGGAAGAACCAAUGGACUAUGAAAGAUCAAAAUGCAUCCCAAUACAUGGAUAACUCAGGAGGAUCAAAGAUUAUCUUUCCAGGAGAACCAGAGGGGUAUUCAGUGCCCAAGUUCACUCCAGAAGUCAGUGGUCAGCAGCCUAAAUGUGCUGAUGAAGAUGGCUUCUGUGAAUCAGCUGACAACUACCCAGUAGACUAUGUGAGAAGAAUUUUCCAAAAUGAGGCAAAUUCGUAUAUUUUUGGAUCAGAUUUGAUGGAUGUAAAUCUCAGAAUAAAUCCUGAUGAAGAAGUGUCGCUUUGUCCUUCCAUGGAACAAGUGGUGUAUCCCAAAGUGGCUCAGAAUAAAGAUGAUAAAUGGCUGUAUAUUAUAAAUCAGGAGACAUAUUUUCAAGGAAUUCGCAUUGAAAAGUGCGCGAAACAGGGUUCUUGUACAUUUGCAGAAAAUUUUCCAAAUGGUUACACAACAAGCUGUCAGCAGAAGUACAUCUAUCGCAAGCUGAUAGCUUUGGGUGAAGAUGGCAGGCCUGUUACCGAUUCAUUUCGCCUCCCAUCAUGCUGCUCAUGUGUCGUCACAAAGUCAUUCCGUUCACGAAGGAUGGCAAGUGACCUGGGAAAGUCUCAGAUUCCAUCAAAAAGAAGAAGAAGGAGGUAGGAAGUCCUUUAUGCUACAUCACAAGAUGGCUGCCUCCAGAUGGAGAAGCUUUCCUUUGAGAGUGUGGAGUUGUGCCUUCCUUUUCUCAUGAUGAGAAGAACUGUUGGUGUACAGGCACCUUGAAUACAAAUAUCACCAACAACUUUGGCUGUGCUUGUGGGAGGAUUUCCCACCAAACUACUAUCAUAACAUGUGAGAUUUGUAGUUCUCACAUUGUUGACUGUAAAGAGUACUAUUGUAAUACAGGAUAGUUCUUUAUUUAGUAUGUAUAAUAGAACCAAGAUCUCAACCCACAUUGAUUCCUAUGUCAGGAAUUUAGGAGUAGUUUCUAUUUUAUACUUCAAAAUAAUAAGGAUGAGUUUACUAAUGCUGUAAUUGUGGUUUAUAAAUAAUUUAAUGUGUCCAGAAAUUAUGAAGUACAAUUUGAUGAAGCAUUCUAUGAUAAAUGUUAUGUAUUAAAUAUUUUAGAAACAGUUUGUAAUUUAAUGUAUUGUAAAGUAUUAAUAAAUAACAA